Mytilus californianus (California mussel) is the source of this 583-nucleotide messenger RNA. Its product is annotated as caprin-2-like. The transcript has 2 exons. Gene Ontology annotation, molecular function: protein binding. The record is from RefSeq and is a predicted model, not a curated record. Lineage: Eukaryota; Metazoa; Mollusca; Bivalvia; Mytilida; Mytilidae. The coding region runs from base 1 to 549 and encodes 182 amino acids.
AUGUCUAUAACAAGCAUGUUGAUUUCUUGGAUUGUUGUCUUUUAUAUGGUAACCUUUGCAGGCGCGACGACCUCGUGCCGAACAGCAGACGGUCAGUAUGAUGUAACUGUAAAGUAUCGUGGUAAAAAUGGCCAAGAAACUUCUAAAUCUACAGUAAUUGCAUUUUACGCCUUCAUGUCAAAAUCAAUCAAGAACCCUGGCGUUGGUCGCCGACUGGUAUUUGACGUAAUAAAGACAAACCAGGGUGGUGCAUAUAACAGCCAUACAGGCGUUUUUACCUGUCCAAAGAAUGGAACAUACGUUUUCGUGUGGGUUGUAAGACUGGAUCCUGCAUAUCAUUCCUUUGAGUUGAUGGUCAAUAAUUCCGUGUAUGGAUCCACCUAUCUUUAUAACAAACAUACCGACGGAAGCAAUAGUGGUACAGUUGUGGCGGAUGUGUCGAAGGGCGAUAGUGUUUAUGUUCGUAUGCACUGUUCCUACAAAGGUGUAGGUGUAUUACAUAGUAAUGAACACGGCAGAACAGCAUUUUCUGGAUGGUUACUGAACUAGACAGUUUGAUUUAAAUAAAUGAAAUUUCUCUAAA